Ochotona curzoniae (black-lipped pika) is the source of this 1697-nucleotide messenger RNA. RefSeq names its product CCHC-type zinc finger nucleic acid binding protein (gene CNBP). The coding region runs from base 224 to 757 and encodes 177 amino acids. NCBI's taxonomy places the organism in Eukaryota, Metazoa, Chordata, Mammalia, Lagomorpha, Ochotonidae. The record is from RefSeq and is a predicted model, not a curated record. Gene Ontology annotation, molecular function: translation regulator activity; zinc ion binding; single-stranded RNA binding. Gene Ontology annotation, biological process: positive regulation of cytoplasmic translation. The transcript has 5 exons. Gene Ontology annotation, cellular component: cytoplasm.
GAUUGGCCCGCCGAGCGCCGCGCGCUGAUUGGCCGCGUGGGCGAGGCGGAGGAGAGCCGUGCGCAGCGGCGUGUGUGGGGCCGUGUGCAGACCCGCGUGUGGCGCAGGCAAGGAAGGAGCCUGAAGAUAAACAGCCACUGCCUGGCGAGCCGCCGUCUCGGGGCCUGCGUCUGAGUGUCCGCUGCCGCGGGCUCGCUCCGACGCCUGAGAUCUACCUGCAGCCAUGAGUAGCAAUGAGUGCUUCAAGUGUGGGCGAUCUGGCCACUGGGCCCGGGAAUGCCCCACUGGAGGAGGCCGUGGUCGUGGGAUGAGAAGCCGUGGCAGAGGUGGUUUUACCUCGGAUAGAGGUUUCCAGUUUGUUUCCUCGUCUCUUCCAGACAUCUGUUACCGCUGUGGUGAGUCUGGCCACCUUGCCAAGGAUUGUGAUCUUCAGGAGGAUGCCUGCUAUAACUGCGGUAGAGGUGGCCACAUCGCCAAGGACUGCAAAGAGCCCAAGAGAGAGCGGGAGCAGUGUUGCUACAACUGCGGCAAACCGGGCCACCUGGCCCGUGACUGUGACCACGCUGAUGAGCAGAAGUGCUAUUCGUGUGGAGAAUUUGGACACAUUCAGAAAGAUUGCACCAAGGUGAAGUGCUAUAGGUGUGGUGAAACUGGCCAUGUAGCCAUCAACUGCAGCAAGACCAGUGAAGUCAACUGUUACCGCUGCGGCGAGUCGGGGCACCUUGCACGGGAAUGCACGAUCGAGGCCACGGCCUAAUUAGUUUCCUUUAUCGCCCCUCCUUUUUCUGAUUGAUGGUUGUAUUAUUUUCUCUGAAUCCUCUUCACUGGCCAAAGGUUGGCAGAUAGAGGCUCCUCCCAGGCCAGUGAGCUUUACUUGCCGUGUAAAAGGAGGAAAGGGGUGGAAAAAAAAACGACUUCCUGCAUUUAACUACAAAAAAAGUUUAUGUUUAGUUUGGUAGAGGUGUUAUGUAUAAAGCUUUGUUAAAGAACCCCCUUUCCGCGCCACUGGUGAAUAGGGACUGACGAAUGGGAAGAGUGGAGUCCGACCAGUACGCCCAUGCUGGGCUUCCCAUGUAGGAGGUAAAACCAAUUCUGGAAGUGCUUAUGAACUUCCAUAAAUAACUUUAAUUUUAGCAUAAUGAUGGCCUUGGAUUGUCUGACCUCAGUAGCUAUUUAAUAACAUCAAGUAACAUCUGUAUCAGGCCCUCAUAGAACAUACAGUUGAGUGGGAGUAAACAAAAUAAAGACAAACAUGCGUGUUGGUGGCUGUGUCAGAGAAAUCGAGAUCAAAGCCUAAACCACUUCAUCACAGAGUUGAUGCUGCACAUACAGAUGGUGACGGCACAGGUAUAGAACACAUGUUUGCAAAGACUUCUAAAAUCCAGAAUGAACAUCGAUGCCCAGGGUUGGCAUAACUUGGAUCUAUUCAGGAAUUGCAGAGAAAUGCGUUUUCACAGAAAUCAAGAUGUUAUUUUUGUAUACUAUAUCACUUAGACAACUGUGUUUCAUUUGCUGUAAUCAGUUUUUAAAAGUCAGAUGGAAAAAGCAACUGAAGUCCUAGAAAAUAGAAAUGUAAUUUUAAACUAUUCCAAUAAAGCUGGAGGAGGAAGGGGAGUUUGACUAAAGUUUUUUGUUUCAGUUUCAUUCAUGUAUAUAAUGCAAAAUGCCACAUUAAAGGGGAUUGUGGAGGAUUGCAA